AUUACUUAACAAUUACCUUAGAAAUAAUUUAGUUUAACCAAUGUUCCUUUUAUUCUUAUUUAUGGUUCCAAAAUUAACCGGGUUAUUACCUAUUCCGGUGCAUUUGAUAAUGUAAUAACACCUUAUAUUCAGAUAAUUCCAAUAAUAACGUUGCCAUGGACAUGUUAUUGAGUUUGUCAAUAUACCUAAUAGGAAUUUGGUUGUGUAUUCUUACAGUUAGAAUGCAUUAUUUAUUGAUGUUUUAUUUUCAUUAAUAAUCAUCAUCUUUUAAAAAUGAAUGAAAGUGAGUUGAGAAAACUUUUGCAAACAAAGAAUGGUUGUCGGGUACCCGCCAUGCGGCCUAUUCCGGAUAUUCACAAUAUGGAUAAACUGCCCUUCGUGCCACUGCCACCAUACAAUAGAAUUAAGGACAAGCAGGCAAAAUUUCGUAAAGUUCUUGAAGAAAAGGCAAGCAAAAGAAAGGUGGAGAUUGCCUGUCCUCCAUUACAACGUCGUGAACGGGAUCUUAUUGAGAUAGCACAAUCACGGCAUAUAGAUGUGUUGCGUGAAUGUGCAGAGAAGAUACGCCCGCCGCCAAUGCUGAAGUCAUGGGAAAGGAAAAUAUGUAGUUUGAUACCUUCAAAACUACGUCAGACAUUUCCUUCUAUGAUGGAAGAAUUAAUUGAAGAGAGCAAAAACGAGUGGAAUCGUAACAUUCAUGAUCUCGCUGUUAAAACCGUCAUUCGCGAAGUACCUGGCGUUCCUCGCAAACGUUAUGAAGAGCCUUAUUUCAAAUUUAAAGGUGUCACCGAACUUCAUGACAAGAUGGUCAAAUAUCGAAAGAAACUUCAGGAUGGCUCUCUUUUAUUACAUCCUUUCAUUCGACUGAUUCUUGAAUCAUCCGGAAGGAUGUUUCCUACUGCCAUAAUUGAUUUAGCAAAAUACCGGGUCAAAGGCCCUAUGAAUUUAGAAGAAUUUCAAAAUAAUGUAAUGGAUAUGAUUAAACGUGCUGACUAUUUAGUAUCGAGUACUUGGUAUUCGGUACUUGUUCAAUGGUUAAAAAAUCCAAGAUGUCUAAGAGGUAUGCGCCCAAAAAGAAUACCAGGUUUCGUAAAAUGUGCUACCAAAAUGAUCUCAAUCCAGAUACAGGAGCUAAUGCGUAGAUCUAUAGACGCUAUCAUAGAGUCACUCUAUGAUGCUGAUUCAAUACCCAUUUUAAAUAUUGCUUUAGAUUUUAACGGAGAAUUUGUAUAUGAUCCGUCGCUUGAGACUGUAUACAGUGUUUAUCAUGGCAUUGCAGAUGCAAUAUCAAAUAUUUCCCAAAGGCUUAUGCCUAUAGAACAAUAUUUGAAGAUACCAUACAACUACGAUGCAUUACCAGUGCUGUAUAAUGAGUGGUUAUACAAAGACGGUCAUGAAAGGUUACAAAAACGGUUAGACGCGGUAUUCACACCGCUUAUUCAAUAUUUAGAACGAUUAAGGAAUGAAUACAACAUGCUAUACGGAGCUCCAGCAAAAGCUGCUCUGAUAAGAUUCAUAAAUGAUACUCCAGAAUUUGACAGAGGCCGAGACAAAAUAAAAUACUUUCAAUCUAUAUAUUCGGAUAUAACUGCAGUUUUGGAAAAUGAAUAUUUUAAUUGUGCAGUUGUUUGUCAGCUGAGAAUGGUUGAUGGCUUGAAAAGUAAAACUUUAGAAUUCGUCAAUGACAUAAUAAUAGGCAUAGUUAAUGGACAUAUGGAAGAAAAUACCAGCAUUUGUUCGGCGUUUGAAGAAAUAGCGGUAAAAGCUCUAAAGGAACCAGAAAAUGCAGCUGAAUUGAUAGAACAAGGUGUAUAUAUUUUAUACGCCAAAACAGUUUUAGUAGAAGCUUUAAAAGAAAGAAUUUUAUCUCAAAUCAAUAUAAUCUCUAAUCUAUUAGAAAUGACAUCAUUGAGUUCUGAACACGUAGCAUCUAAUACGCGAACGGUGAAUUGGUUAACAGAUAUCAAACCUAUAUUUGAAAAAAAUGCUGCUGCAUAUGAAACAUUUAAAGCAGAAAUGGAAGAAAAUCUUCUUGCAAAAAUUACAUACCUCAAUAAGGAAGUUUUGGAAAUUACACCGUACUUGGAACUUCUAGACCAUAUGGAUGAUAUCGAUCAUACUCUUGAAUAUUUAGAAUAUCUGAGAAAACUUGUACAUCGUUUAGAUGACUGUAAUAAACUUGUGGCAUGGAUAAAUAAUGAAGAAGCUACUUUUAAAUUUCCACUAACAAAUUAUACUGAUUUGGAAGAGUUAAAAGAUUUCAUUUUACCAUUCCAUAGUCUUAUUUACUUAGUUCAUAGGUGGAAACGAAGUUACUACACAUGGAUGGAUGGACCAUUCGAGUACAUGGAUCAUGAUCAAAUUGAACAAGAUCACGACUUUUAUUACAAAGAAUUUUUGAAAUUAUCGAAGAAUUAUAAAAACAAAAUUAAGCAACAAAUAGCUGAAGGCGUCGAAAAACGAUUUCAGGGUCUUGUUGAUGAUCCUGAUGUUAAUAAUCUUCCUGCCCCUAUGAAACUUUGUGCACAAGCUAUUGCGGAAAUUAAGAGCUGGAGACCAAAUGUUCAAAUGGCUCACAUAAUGUGCAAUCCAGCAUUAGUACAACGCCAUUGGGAUGAAAUGUCAACAAUCGCAGGGUUCGAUCUUACACCUACAGCUGGAACUUCAUUACGUAAAAUUAUAAAUUUCAAUCUAUGGGAUGAUAUUGAUCAGUACGAAAUAAUAAGUGUGGCUGCAACCAAAGAGUUAGCACUAAUAACUAAUUUGAAUAAAAUGAUGGCCGAAUGGACAGACAUAUGUUUUAAAACAAGCCCUUAUAAAGACACUGGAAUAUUUAUAUUGUCGGGACUUGAUGAUAUUCAAAGUGUUCUAGAUGACCAUAUUGUUAAAACAGUUGGUAUGCGUGGCUCUGCUUUUGUUAAACCAUUUGAAGUUCAAGUAAGAGCCUGGUAUGACAAAAUUAUGAGGGUGAACGGCACUAUUGAUGAAUGGGGAAAAGUUCAAAGUCAGUGGUUGUACUUAUUGCCUAUAUUUUCUUCAAAAGAUAUAGUUGCACAGAUGCCGGAAGAAGGAGUGAUGUUUGUAGAAGUCAAUAAUAUUUACCGUCGAUAUAUGGGUUCAGUUGAUAAAGAUCCCCAUGUGCUAGAAAUAGCUGGUGGAACUGGAGUUUUGGAGUCAUUCAAAGCUGCAUCUGCAUUUUUAGAAAAAAUCAAUGAUGGUGUCAAUAAUUAUUUAGAAAAAAAGCGAUUGUAUUUUCCUAGAUUUUUCUUUUUGUCAAAUGACGAAAUGUUGGAAAUCUUAUCCGAAACUAAAAAUCCACUUAAAGUACAACCACAUUUGAAAAAAUGUUUCGAGGGAAUUAAUAGACUAGUAUUUGAUGAAGAAUUUAAUAUAUCUGCAAUGAUAUCAAUGGAAGGUGAACAAGUAGAAUUUUUAGAUAUUAUAAAUGUAGCCGCUGCUCGAGGUUCUGUAGAAAAAUGGCUUGUUCAAGUAGAAGAACAAAUGCUUGCAGCAGUGAAAUCAGAAACGGAAUUGUCAUAUUACGAUUAUCCGAAUAUGGGUCGUGUAGAAUGGAUACUGUCUUGGGAAGGCAUGGUGGUUUUGGGAGUAUCUCAAAUCUAUUGGGCUAUGGAUGUUCAUGAAGCCCUAAGUACUCAUAAACUAAGCGAACUUCAAGCUUUUCACGUACAUUUAACUAAACAACUAAAUGAAACUGUUGCAGUUAUUCGACGCACAGAUUUGACUAAACUUAGUAGUAUUACUGUCAAAGCUCUUAUUGUUAUUGAUGUACACGCAAAGGAUGUAAUAUUUGAACUAGUAGGGAAGAAUGUCACUGAAGUUACAGAUUUUCAAUGGCUUGCACAGUUACGAUAUUAUUGGGAACAAGAAAGAGUAUUCGUUAAAAUUAUUAAUGCUACUGUCGAUUAUGCUUAUGAAUAUUUAGGUAAUUCUGAUCGCUUGGUCAUAACUCCUUUAACAGACCGUUGCUAUCGCACUCUAAUAGGUGCUUAUUAUCUACACUUAAAUGGCGCUCCUGAAGGCCCCGCUGGAACCGGUAAAACUGAAACUACGAAGGACUUGGCCAAAGCUCUCGCUGUACAAUGUGUAGUUUUCAAUUGUUCUGAUGGAUUAGAUUACAAGGCCAUGGGUAAGUUUUUUAAAGGCUUAGCAUCGUGUGGCGCGUGGGUUUGUUUCGACGAAUUCAAUCGAAUCGAAGUCGAAGUAUUGUCUGUCAUAGCACAACAAAUUCUAUGCAUUGUACAAGCAGUAAGGCAACAUUUAGAAACAUUUGACUUUGAAGGCACAAUUUUAACUUUGAAUCCUGCUUGUUACGUUUGUAUUACAAUGAAUCCAGGUUACGCUGGACGUUCAGAAUUACCAGAUAAUCUUAAAGUAUUGUUUCGUACGGUUGCAAUGAUGGUUCCAGACUAUGCUAUGAUAGGAGAAAUAUCAUUGUAUUCGUUUGGUUUCAUUGAUGCCCGAAAUUUAUCUAUUAAAAUAGUAACUACAUAUCGUCUUUGUUCUGAACAGCUGUCAUCACAAAAUCAUUAUGAUUACGGUAUGCGAGCAGUUAAAACAGUUCUGUCUGCUGCGGGUAACUUAAAAAGAAACUUUCCUAAUGAAAGCGAAAGCAUACUUUUACUUAGAUCAAUUACUGACGUUAAUCUACCCAAAUUUUUAUCGUUUGAUGUGCCUUUAUUUGAGGGUAUUAUAUCAGAUUUGUUUCCUGGAAUCAGCUUACCAAAACCAGAUUAUGUAAACUUUUUAAAUGCUUGUCAUGACUGUUGUAAAAGAAAUAAUCUUCAACCAAUGGAAUGCUUUUUAAUUAAAAUUAUUCAAACGUAUGAAAUGAUGAUUGUUCGACACGGGUUUAUGUUAGUUGGUGAUCCAUUUGCUGGUAAAUCUGUAACAUUAAAAGUAUUAUCAGAAGCGCUGACUCUGAUGGAAGAAAGAAAACAACCUGGUGGAUGUACUAGCACUUAUAAAGUUUUAAACCCCAAAGCUGUUACAAUGGGUCAGCUCUAUGGUGCCUUUGAUCCUAUUUCUUAUGAAUGGACAGAUGGAAUUGUUGCUACAAUGUUUAGAGAUUUCGCUUCUGAAGAUACUCCUGUUAGAAAAUGGAUUGUUUUUGAUGGCCCUGUUGAUGCUGUGUGGAUUGAAAACAUGAACACAGUUUUAGACGAUAAUAAAAAGCUCUGUCUAACAUCAGGAGAGGUAAUGGCUAUGUCUAAUGUUAUGUCAAUGAUAUUUGAAGUUAUGGAUCUUUCUCAAGCAUCUCCAGCAACGGUAUCAAGAUGCGGUAUGAUAUAUAUGGAGUCCUCCUCACUUGGCUUUAUGCCAUUUUAUAAAUCGUGGAUUAACACUCUCAAUCCAAUAUGGUUGGAAGAAAAUGAAGAAUUUAUUUUUGACAUGUGUGAAUGGUUAUUUGAUCCUUUAGUGUAUUAUGUUAGAAAAUAUUGUGGACAACUAGUAACAGGCGGAGAAGUCAAUUUAGUGAUUAGCUCUCUUCGACUAAUUGAAAUGUUAAUGGAUAAUGCCAUAGAAGGCGAAGAAGAUACCAAGUACACAAGGACAUGGUUUUUGGCAUCAUUUAUGACUGCAAUGGUCUGGGGAGUUGGAGGAAUACUAAAUACUGAAUCCCGAGAAAAGUUUGACGAUUUAGUGAAAGAAUAUUUUAGAGGUGAGAAAGGAAUACCCGAUAAAUUAGAUCGCUUAGAUGUGUCAAUACCUUCCGAAGGUAUGUUAAUUGAUCAUUACUAUAUGUAUAAAGGGAAAGGAUGCUGGAAACCUUGGCCGGAAGCUGUAAAAGCAGUCCAAGCAAAAGAACAAAUCAAUCUCCUGCAAACUGUAAUACCUACCUUAGAAACUGAGAAAUACAUAUUCCUUUUGAGACUACACACAAAAUUCUCUAAACCUCUCUUACUUAUUGGACCUACUGGAACUGGUAAAAGCUUUUAUGUUCAGAAUUUCUUAAUGAAUUGUCUUGAUAUGGAUAAAUAUACUCCCGGAUUUAUAACAUUUACAACAACAACAUCUGCUAAUCAAACACAAGAUUUAGUUAUUUCAAAACUAGUCAAGAGACGAAAAAAUAACUAUGGUCCUACCAAAGGAAAACAAGCCAUAAUUUUUAUUGAUGAUAUGAAUAUGCCGGUUAAAGAAGUAUAUGGUGCGCAACCAGCUAUUGAAUUACUAAGGCUAUAUUUUGACCAAAAACAUUGGUAUGAUCUUAAAACAACAGAAAAAUUAUAUAUAUACGAUACAUUUUUUUACGGUGCUAUAGGACCUGUGGGCGGUAGUCGACAACUAAUAUAUCCCAGAAUGUUACGACAUUAUAAUAUUUAUUCAAUAAAUGAAUUUUCAAAGGAAAGUAUGACUAAAAUAUUUACCUCUUUAUUACAACUAGGUUGGAGAAGAAAUGGAUUUGGUCAAGAUACGCAACCCAUAAUAGUAAACAUUAUAUCGGCAACAAUGGAAAUAUAUGAUCAAGCAACAGAAGGCCUAAGACCAACACCUGCUAAAUCACAUUACAUAUUUAAUUUAAGAGAUUUUUCGAGAGUUAUACAAGGUUGCGCUUUAUUGAGAAAAGAAUCAGCCGAUAGCAAAAAAACUUUUACAAGGGUUUGGGUUCAUGAAAUCAUGCGGGUAUUUUAUGACAGAUUGGUCGAUAAGGUAGAUCGUACCUGGUUUUUUGGAAUUCUCAAAAAGUCUACUCGUGAGUUCAUGAAAGACACUUUUGAGUCGGCUCUAGAUACCUAUCAAGAGGAUAGUGGCGAAGUUACACAAGACAGUAUAAAAAAAAUGAUGUUCGGUUGUUACUUAGAUACUGAAAGUUUAGAAGGAGAACGACGUUAUGAUGAAUUGCCUUCUAAAGAGUUAUUUUUAAACGUAGCGAUAUCAAUGUUAGCUGAAUACAACUCUAUGCAUAAAGCAAAAAUGACGAUAGUUUUAUUCGAUUACGCUUUGGAACAUUUAUCUAAAAUAUGCCGUUUACUAUCAAUGCCCUCGGGAAAUGCAUUGUUAGUGGGAGUCGGUGGAUCUGGGCGUCAGUCACUUACACGAUUAGCCAGUACAAUUUUAGGACAGCAAGUUUUUCAACCAGAAAUAACUAAGUCUUACAGUGUUAAAGAUUGGCAUGAUGACAUAAAAUUAAUUCUUCGUGAAUCUGGGGGCUUAAAUAAAGAUACUACAUUUUUGUUUACUGAAAGCCAAAUUAAAGAAGAAAUAUUCAUUCAGAACUUAGACAGCCUCUUAAAUUCUGGGGAGGUGCCAAAUUUAUACGGUCUAGAUGAAAAGCAAGAAAUUUUAGAAUUAGUUCGAUUAGCUGCUCAAGGCGGAAAUAGAAAUUUAGAUAUAAGUCCACUUCAAAUUUUGUCUUUUUUCGUAGGACGAUGUAAAGCCAAGUUACAUGUUGUAUUAUGUUUUAGUCCUAUUGGAAGUUCUUUUAGAACAAGAUUAAGACUUUAUCCAUCUUUAGUGAAUUGUUGUACAAUUGACUGGUAUGAUAGUUGGCCUGAAGAUGCAUUAGAAAUGGUAGCUCAUCACUUCAUGGUUAAGGUGAAUGUACCGGAUACAGUAAAAUUAUCGGCUGUUGUAGCUUGUAAACAAUUUCAUGUUGAUGCUCGCAUUGUUUCUGCUGACUUUUAUAGUAAACUUGGAAGAAAGACUUACAUAACAUCAGCUUCAUAUCUUGAUUUAAUAAAGUCAUUCACUACAUUGACAAACAGAAGGCAAAGAGAAUUAAGAGCAGCAAAAUUACGAUAUACAAAUGGUUUAGAUAAACUAAGUCAAGCUGCAGAAGCUGUGUCAAUAAUGCAGCGUGAUCUUAAUGCAUUAAAACCACAACUAAUUAUUAUGGCUGCUAAAUCUGCAAAAAUGAUGGAAGAAAUAGAAGUAGAAACAGUUACAGCCGAUAAAGCUGCUGCUCAAGUAAGAGAAGAUCAAAAAGUUGCAAAUGUACAAGCAGCUGCAGCACAAGAAUUGAAAAAAGACUGCGAAGCUGAUUUAGCGCUUGCACUGCCUAUUUUAGAAGAUGCCAUAGCAGCUUUAAAUACACUAAAACCUGGUGAUAUAACUAUUGUAAAAUCCAUGAAAAAUCCACCUGCUACCGUUAAAUUAGUUAUGGCUGCUGUAUGUGUGAUGAAAGGAAUCCCUCCAGAUAAAAUACCCGAUCCAGAUAAUCCAGGCAAAAAGAUGUUCGAUUUCUGGGGACCAAGUAAAAGAAUUUUGGGUGACAUGGGAUUCUUAGAUUCCUUACGAAAUUUCGAUAAAGAUAACAUACCUAUAGCUACAAUGCAAAAGAUAAGAAAAGAAUAUUUGUCGAAUAAAGAUUUUAAACCACAUAUCAUUGCUAAAGCAUCAGCAGCAGCUGAAGGUUUGUGUAAAUGGAUAAUAGCUAUGGACAUGUACGAUGCAGUUGCCAAAGUGGUAGCUCCAAAGAAAGCUAAACUGGAAGCUGCAGAAAAAGAAUUUGCUGAAACUAUGGCAAUACUAGAAGAAAAAAAAGCAACUGUAGCGCGAUUAGAAGCUAGAUUGGCUGAAUUAAAUGAAGCUUUAGAAGAAGCUAAUAUUAAAAAGAAAGCUUUAGAAGACGAGGUACAAUUAUGUAUAGACAAAUUAUACAGAGCGGAAAAACUUAUCGGUGGUUUAGGGGGUGAAAAAGUUCGUUGGACCGCAGCUGCUGAAAAUUUGCAAUUACUGUAUGAUAAUUUGGCUGGAGACAUAUUAGUAUCCUGUGGUAUAAUUGCGUAUUUAGCCCCAUACACAUUACCAGUUAGAAUGGAAAUUAUUGAUAAGUGGCGUGCACUUGUUAUUAAAUUGGACAUGCCACAUUCCGAGGUGUUUUUAUUUAAAGAUAUCUUAGGAUCUGAUAUAAAGAUUCAAAAUUGGUGUAUAGCGGGAUUGCCUCGUGAUUCUUUUUCUAUUGAUAAUGGAAUAAUACAAGAUAACUCGAUGCGAUGGUCACUGUUAGUUGAUCCACAGGGGCAAGCAAAUAAAUGGAUUAAAACUAUGGAAAAAUCUAAUGAUUUACAAGUACUUAAGUUUACAGAUGGAAACUACAUGAAAGUAAUUGAAACAUGUUUGGAGUAUGGUAAGCCAGCAUUGAUAGAUUGUAUCUUAGAAGAUGUUGAAGCACCUUUGGAUCCAGUUUUACUGAAACAUACUUAUGUUCAGGGCGGUAAAGAAUUUAUAGCUUUGGGUGAAAAUGUCAUUGAAUAUCAUCCAAAUUUUAGACUUUACAUGACUACUAAGUUAAGAAAUCCUCAUUAUUUACCAGAAGUAUUCAAUAAAGUAACCCUCAUAAACUUUGCUUUGACUAAAGAUGGUUUAGAAGAUCAGUUGUUAGGUAUAGUUGUAGCUAAAGAAAGACCAGAUUUACAAGAGAAGAGAGAAAAAUUGAUUGUUCAAGGAGCAGCUAAUCGUGCAGCUCUAAAGCAAGUUGAGGAUGACAUUUUACGUACUUUGCAGGAAUCAAAAGGUGACAUUCUCGAGGAUGAAACAGCAAUAGAAGUUUUAGACUCUUCUAAAUUACUCGCAAUAGAUAUAAUGAAAAAACAAGAAGCGAGUGUAGAAACGGAGACUAUAAUAGAGAAAUUUAGACUUGGUUAUCGACCAAUUGCUUCUCAUUCUGCAGUUCUCUAUUAUUGUGUGACUGAAUUGCCUAAUGUAGAUCCUAUGUAUCAGUAUUCAUUAACUUGGUUUAUUAAUUUAUAUGUCAUAUCCAUUGAAAAUGCCAAUAAAUCCAAAGAUCUAGAUAAGAGAUUAAAAUUUUUAAAAGAUACCUUUACAUAUAAUUUGUAUAGUAAUGUUUGUCGAUCGCUUUUUGACAAGGAUAAAUUAAUGUUUUCCUUUAUUAUGUGUUCAAAAAUGAUGCUGUCGACAGAAGAAAUGAAUCGAGAUGAAUAUUUGUUUCUUAUAACUGGUGGUAUAGCUGUAGAAAAUCUGUUAAAGAAACCAUUUGAUUGGUUACCAGAUAAAAGUUGGGAUGAAAUAUGUCGCAUAAGCGAUUUACCUGCUUUUACAGGUUUUAAAGAUCAAUUUAUUAGUAACAUUAAUAAAUGGAAGGAAGUAUACGAUGACUUAGAACCUCAUAACAAAGCAUUACCUGCUGGAUGGAAUGAUAAACUAACUGUUUUUCAAAAAUUAUUGGUAAUUAGAAUAUUAAGACCUGACAAAUUAACUUCUGCUUUAUCUGAUUUUGUAGAAAAGCAAAUGGGCAAAAAAUAUAUUACACCUCCUCCAUUUGAUAUCAGUAAAUCAUUUGGGGAUUCAAAUUGUCUUGCACCUUUGAUAUUCAUUUUGUCACCGGGUUCAGAUCCUAUGGGAGCACUGAUUAAAUAUUGUGAAAGAAUGGGCUAUUCACAUAGAUUCAAUUCAAUAUCGUUGGGUCAAGGACAAGGACCUAUAGCUAGAUCCAUGAUAGAAAAAGCACAACUAGAGGGUGGAUGGGUAUGUCUGCAAAAUUGUCAUUUAGCUGUUUCUUGGCUUCCUGUUCUUGAAAAAAUUAUUGAAAGCUUUGAUUUAACAAACACUGACCUCAGCUUCAGACUGUGGUUAACUAGUUAUCCGUCUGACAAAUUUCCACAAUCUGUACUACAGGUUGGAGUAAAGAUGACGAAUGAACCCCCCACUGGUCUUCAACACAAUUUGAAUCGAUCAUAUAUAUCUGAACCAUUAAAGGAACCUGAGUUUUUUGAAGGAUGCCGUGAUAAAGAUAAACCUUUUAGCAAAUUACUAUAUGGCAUAAGUUUCUUUCAUGCUGUUGUGCAAGAAAGAAAGAAGUUUGGCCCGCUAGGAUGGAAUAUACAAUAUGGUUUUAAUGAUUCCGAUUUUCAGAUAUCAGUUAUGCAACUACAAAUGUUUUUGAAUCAGUAUGAAGAAAUUCAAUACGUGGCCAUAAAAUAUUUAACCGGUGAAUGCAAUUAUGGUGGCCGUGUCACUGACGAUUGGGAUCGGAGAUUAAUAGUUACAAUAUUAGAUAAUUACGUUAAUGCUGGUGUCGUUAAUGACCCGAAUUAUUUAUUUUGUGAUUUAGGACCGCAAUAUGGGUUAUCGAGGCGGUGUGAAUAUCAAGACUAUCUCAAACAUAUUGAAACCGUACCUGUUAAUCCACCACCUGAAGUAUUUGGGUUACAUAUGAAUGCCGGAAUAACUCGUGAUUAUUCGAUUUCAAUGGCACUCACAGCCGCCUUGGUUCUCGUAGAAGGAACUGGGUCUGGUGGUGAGAGCGGAAAUACUGAAGUUAUUCUUGUACAAAUGGCGUCUGAAAUUUUGUCUAAGUUACCUACAAAGUUUGAUGUUGAAAUUGCUCAAAAGAAAUAUCCAGUUGAUUACAAUGAAUCAAUGAAUACUGUACUAGUUCAAGAAAUGGAGAGAUUUAACAAAUUGCUUAAUGAAAUAAAUAAUUCCCUUAUAGAUCUUCAAAAAGCGGUAAAAGGACUUAUCGUUAUGUCACCUGCCUUAGAUUUACAGUCAAAUGCAAUGCUCCUAGGAAAAAUACCGGAUAAUUGGCGUAAAGUUUCCUAUCCUAGUUUGAAACCAUUAACAAGUUAUGUUGCUGAUUUUAUUGAACGCUUAAAUAUGUUAGAAGACUGGUAUCAAAACGGUAAACCACCAACAUUUUGGCUAUCUGGUUUCUUUUUCACACAAGCCUUUCUCACCGGUUCUGUUCAAAACUUUGCUAGAUCAAAAAAAAUACCUAUAGAUUUACUCACAUUUGAUUUCGAGGUCCGUAAAGUUGAUUAUGAAGUUACUCCUCCAGAAUGGGGAGUGUAUGUACAAGGUUUAUUCAUGGAUGGUGGACGUUGGGAUCGAGAUACAUUUGCCAUUGGAGAACAAUAUCCCAAAAUAUUAAAUGACAAUAUGCCAGCACUUUGGCUGUAUCCAAAAUUGAAAAAUGAAUUUAAAGAGGGGACCCGAUAUAAAUGCCCCCUCUACAAAACAUUGGAAAGAAAAGGUGUUCUGGCGACUACAGGUCACUCGUCCAAUUUUGUGUUGGCAUUUUUUUUGCCUUCUGAUAAACCUUCUGCGCAUUGGAUCAAAAGAAGCGUGGCAUUGCUAUUACAACUAGACAAUUAACAAUACAUGCAGCACCGUAAUAUUUUUUAACUUAUAUUUAAUAAGCCGGUUUGUAUAAAUUAAAGAUACUUAUUUAUCGUUUCUAUUGUUAAAAUGUCAAUUGUUUCUUACUUCU
Messenger RNA from Achroia grisella, 12190 nucleotides. It is a transcript of the gene Dhc62B, whose product is annotated as dynein axonemal heavy chain 12. Bases 274 to 12075 code for a protein of 3933 amino acids. Gene Ontology annotation, molecular function: dynein intermediate chain binding; ATP binding; ATP hydrolysis activity. The record is from RefSeq and is a predicted model, not a curated record. The transcript has 2 exons. Gene Ontology annotation, biological process: microtubule-based movement. Lineage: Eukaryota; Metazoa; Arthropoda; Insecta; Lepidoptera; Pyralidae. Gene Ontology annotation, cellular component: dynein complex.